Molecule: messenger RNA, 252 nt
Organism: Leptomonas pyrrhocoris
Lineage: Eukaryota; Euglenozoa; Kinetoplastea; Trypanosomatida; Trypanosomatidae
Exons: 1
Coding region: 1-252 (83 amino acids)
Source: RefSeq, a predicted model, not a curated record
AUGUUUUCAAUCUCUUCUCAUGUGGUUAAAGACAGUAGUGUGAUGAUGCUGUGCAUGAAAUACACAGUUUUUUUUUCUAAAGCGCAGUGUGAAUGUCUGCAUCGAGCCACGUCUGGUCGUGCUCUCGAAUACUGCAGAGCUUCACAAACUUUGCGGUCAUUUCUUCCUUGCUUCCCGUCUCCGCGGUGCUCUGCCCGACGCCGGAAAGCUACCUCGAAUGAAUUUCUCACUUUCCCUUUCAUCUCUGAGUGA